AUGCGUUUCGAGACCACAAUCAUCGGCCUUUUGGCUGCUGCCACAACCGCCGUCGCCGUCUCGGUGCCACCCCAGGCCAGAGUCGCCGGGGGGCUGAUCGCCCGCCAAGAGGAGGCGGACGAGGUGGACGUCACGCCGACCCGCGUGAAGCGGGGCGCCGAGGACGAAGACCAAGACGAGGCGCACUUCAACCCGACCAGAUCGGUCGAGCACGACGACCCCAACGACCCAGAACACAGCGAUUCUGUCUCCAACCCUCCCGUCAAGGCUAGGGACGAGACGGCCAAAGACCAAGUAGACGAAUCUGCUGCUGCUGAAUCUGAAGAUGACGCAAGUGCUGACCAGGACAGUUCUGACGAGUCCCUCUCCAAGCGGGAGGACAAGGACAAGAGCAGCAGCAAGGACGACAAGCACACCGACGGGGACAGCCACGACGCCGCUUCUCACAAGGCGGGUGGCAAGAACAUGACCAACAUGCCCAACAUGACCACGCCGGCACCGGGAGGGGCCAAGGGUGCUGCCUCUGGCGUCGGGGUGAGCGUCAUGUUGGGCACCGUGUUGGGUGGUGCCGCUUUGUUCAUGGCUCUUUAG
Pyricularia pennisetigena is the source of this 591-nucleotide messenger RNA. RefSeq lists its product as uncharacterized. The transcript has a single exon. The record is from RefSeq and is a predicted model, not a curated record. Lineage: Eukaryota; Fungi; Ascomycota; Sordariomycetes; Magnaporthales; Pyriculariaceae. Bases 1 to 591 code for a protein of 196 amino acids.